AUGGCGUCGGGGGGGGAGGAGAGGGAGCCGGAGUUUCAGUUGAUUACGUUUUUUCGAUUCGCCGCGAUCGAGGAUCCGAGGGCGGAGGUUGAGCGACAUCGCGCGCACAUUGCGCGGAACGGGUGGGAGCUUCGCGGACGGAUAUACGUCAACGAGCAAGGGAUCAACGCGCAGAUGUCGGGACGGGGGCGCGAGGGAGAGGCGUACGCGAAGUGGGUGGAGAGUGACGCGCGAUUUUCGGGAAUGCGGAUCUCGGUGUACCCCAUGGAGGAGCAGGCGCAUCCGCGGCUGGCGCUUCGAUACAAGCCAAACUUGGUGCAGCUGGAGGGCGGGACGAACCACCUACCGCUGACGGAUCGAGAAGCCAGGGCGAAGCCGUUGUCCCCGAAAGAAUGGCAUGAAAAUCUCAUCAAGGUGAACGCGGGCGAGGCUGAUGCCCCGCUGCUGUUGGACGUGAGAAAUGGAUAUGAGUGGGACGUAGGACACUUCCGCGGCGCCGAGCGGCCGGUGCAAGAGUCCUUCAGAGAAACCGUGUACACAAACGCGCAGGACGGGCUCGGUCCGCUCGCUGGGAUUGACAAGAGCAAGCCAAUUAUGAUGUACUGCACCGGCGGCAUCCGCUGCGACGUGUACUCGACCGUGCUGCGAGAGCAAGGGUACACAAACGUGAUGACCCUCGAAGGUGGCGUCCAGGCGUAUUUCGACGAGUACGGCAAGCGUGGCGAUCAACUUUGGGACGAUCACCUGUUCGUCUUCGAUAGCCGUCUCGCGAUGGCCCCGGACGGUCGACCGAGCGCCGAACUCGGUGAAGAUGCGGCGACUCUGCGAUGUUACUGCUGCGGAGAAAAUACGGCGCCGCCGCCGCAUCGAAAUUGUCCCAACGUGGACUGCAACAGACUCUUCCUCGUCUGUCCCGGUUGCAGCGACAAGCUCGACGGAUUUUGUUGCGAAGCGUGCACGAAGGCAUCGCACAUCCGUCCAUCGCUUGUGAAUCCUGGGAGAUACGAGAAGUAUUCUAACUACGACAGUCCCGAGAGCCGAGCCGCCCGACGCGGUCCCGGUCGCUCGAAUAGAAAGGUGCGUAGACGUCAACGUCGCAAGCUUGAACUCGCAGCUUACGUACUAGAGCACAUGACAUCAGUGGACGAAAGUAGGGCUCGUCUAGUGCAAUCAACGGGAGGCACGUUUGCGGAUCGCACGCGCAGCCUCAUUGACGCCAGUCGGACCAUUGUCGUCGAGGACGAGGAUGACGACGACAACGAUCAGGCGGACGAGUCGGACUCCGAAGAGGGGACAAUCAAUCCAGCUUUGAGUAGGUAUAGCAAACAGCGGGCGACGCUGCGAGAGGCGUACGCGCUGCUCGCCAAGGAUCAACGCACGCCAGAAAAUUUAGUCGAGGCUGCUGAAAAAAUUGCCGAAGAGCGCAAAAGGAUGAAGAGAUCCGAGCACGAGGCAAAGACUCCGAUGAUGUAG
This is a messenger RNA of Ostreococcus tauri, 1473 nucleotides long. RefSeq names its product Rhodanese-like domain. The transcript has a single exon. Lineage: Eukaryota; Viridiplantae; Chlorophyta; Mamiellophyceae; Mamiellales; Bathycoccaceae. The coding region runs from base 1 to 1473 and encodes 490 amino acids. The record is from RefSeq and is a predicted model, not a curated record.